AUGUUACCACGUCGAAUAAUUAGAUAUGCUCUAUCGCCACAGACGAAAAUAUUAAUGGAUGAUCAGCAGCAUACUUAUCCGGUCGAAAUACUCUUCGAAGAACAAAUUACAUUGAGCGAUGGAUAUUCUAAACCACAUUCUGUUCUACUUCAAUUAACGUCAGAAUCAUUGAUUAUUCAACCUGUAGCGACGAUUCCGAAGUUACCAUUGAAUAAGCAAGAUGUUCAAACAACGACAAUACGAACAGUGACAAUUUCGCGACAUCCAGUUACACGUUCACUUGGGUUUUGGAUCAAAGGUGGAUCGGAUACUGGUUUUCCAAUUCUCAUUUCGCGUGUUCUUGAUGGUAGUGCGGAUCUACUAAAUAUUGGCGAUGCAAUUCUGAGUAUCAAUGAUGAAGAUAUCACUAAUUCAACUCACGAUCAAGUUAUCAAUCAAUUGCAUGAUACACCUGGUGGACAAGUGACUUUAACAGUGAAAUAUAUGAAAGAAAUGGCUACAUAUUUACAUUUAACGACAGAAAAAUCUCGUCCAUCUGUCCUACAUAGUAGUUUAACAUUACCAAGACGAUAUUUAAUUCGAGAUACUCAAGAACAGAAACGCCUGUCAGCAGAAUAUCCACUGGAAUAUCGAGAUGACACGAACCGACAGCGAUGGUCCUUAUUAUUACCUGAUCAAUCAAAAUCAAAAAAGAUUGGUAAUUAUGAGUUCGGCUAUGCGAAAACUCAAGAAUAUUCUCUUCUCUAUGCAUACGUAACUCAAUAUUUAAAUGGUACAGACAAAUUACGCACUAAUUCGUUUCAAGUACAUGCUCUCAAUGGGUCUCAAACUGGGAUUCUUAUUGCGAAUACCUUUCUUCAACAGAACAUGUGGAUUUCUCGUAUCAAUAUGGUUAUACGUAAUCUAACCACACGUAUUCUAUCUGAAAUGAACCAAACACUAUUAUCCAACGAACAGAUCUUCUAUACAACCUGGAUUCAUGAACGAGAUAUUAACCCACAUGAAAAUCUUCUUCCACAAUGGAAAGCGAUAUUUCUCGUGUUCAAAGGCAGUGACCUACAUAUCUUUGACGAGAACCAAUCUCCACCUUUACGCACAUAUGAUUUCAUUUGCUGUACGCGAGUCUAUCCACUCAUUGAAGUUUUUAUUGAAACUGUGUCAAUUAAAGAUUGUCUCGACGAUCGUCGCUAUUGUUUCACAUUGACAUUACUUAAUGACACGAAAAUCGAAUGUCGAUAUUUAAAUUUUGAACGUAAAAUCGAAUACGAUGAUUUUAUCUUAAAUUAUCAACGAUCGCUUUAUAUAUCAGUUUACUCGACACAAAAUCGAACAUUUGGUUGUCACUUCCAUGGGCAAAUCUGCCGAUUGAUCAUUGAUGUCAACAAAGGAUUCGAAAUGUAUAAUAAUCAAACGAAUAGUUUACUAUGGACAUAUUCAUUCGAACAACUUCAUGCCAGUUCCGAUAAUGGUCGAGAUGAAAUCUAUUUUCAAUUUAACCGACAUUCGAUUUUCGAUGACGACGAAAAUCGAAUUCACAUCGCUGUACAAUGUCAACAUUUGAAAAGACUCAUUCAUGUAAUUAAUUCGUUCUUAACUGUGAAGUUUCUCGGACAAAAAGAAGAUGUUAUUACCUAA
Adineta ricciae is the source of this 1635-nucleotide messenger RNA. Lineage: Eukaryota; Metazoa; Rotifera; Eurotatoria; Adinetida; Adinetidae. The record is from the annotation of a GenBank genome assembly.